AUGAACUUUUUUAACGUUCAGGAUGAAUUUAAAAAAAACCCAGAACUUAAUGAAGAAGAUUUAAAUCAUCUCAGAGAAUGGAUAUCCAAACAACCACACCUUCCACUCGUUACUGAUGAACUACUUGUGCUAUUUUUUCAUAGCUGUUUUUAUCGAUUGGAACCGACUAAAGUAACCAUUGAGUCGUAUUUCACUCUUCGCACUCACUCGCCCGAAUUAUUUACAAAGCGAGAUACCGAUGUAAAAUCUGUGUUGGAAGCAUUUAAAACUAUAUCGUUUUGUGCAUUGCCGGAAUCAACUCCAGAUGAUUGCAAAGUUAUAUUUAUAUACGCUAAACGCGUAGAGGCAGAAUUGUUUGUUUUAGCUGAUUUCAUUAAAGCACUCAGCAUGGUGAUCGAUAUGUUAUUAAUGACUUCAGGAACUUUCAAUGGACUUAUAAUUAUUUAUGACAUGAAAGGUUUUAGUCUUAGUCACGUCGGUCGUUUAGGUAUCAAUAUGAUGAAAAAAUACGUGUAUUUCUUACAAGAUGGAUUGCCGGCUCGUCUAAAAGCUAUCCACACAAUAAAUACAGCUCCGUUUAUUGAUAUGAUAACCAGUAUGACGAAACCUUUUAUGAAAAAAGAAUUAACCGAGAAACUGUACUACCAUUCAACUACAGAUCCUGAGUCGAUAUUUAAAUAUAUACCUAAAGAAAUAAUGCCAAUCGAAAUUGGAGGAAGUGGACAACCUUUGAAAAAUAUAAACGAUGAUACAUUUGAAAAAAUUAAAGAAAUGAAAAAAUGGUUCUUAGAAGAAGAAAAUUACAGAGUGGAUGAACAAAAACGUCCAGGUAAACCAAAGACAGAAAGUGACUAUUUCGGCGUUGAAGGUUCUUUCAAGACAUUGAAUUUAGAUUGAAUUAAAUUGUUAUUGUUUUGGGAUACAAAUUAUAUUUAUACAGGAAAAAUGGAGGAUUAAGUAUAGUGUAAAAGUUUUAGUUUUUAGAUUAUACGCAAUAGGAUAAAUUUAAA
Molecule: messenger RNA, 1010 nt
Organism: Melanaphis sacchari
Lineage: Eukaryota; Metazoa; Arthropoda; Insecta; Hemiptera; Aphididae
Product: alpha-tocopherol transfer protein-like
Exons: 6
Coding region: 1-897 (298 amino acids)
Cellular component (GO): membrane
Molecular function (GO): phosphatidylinositol bisphosphate binding
Source: RefSeq, a predicted model, not a curated record